Messenger RNA from Xyrauchen texanus (razorback sucker), 2908 nucleotides. RefSeq names its product eukaryotic translation initiation factor 4H-like. The transcript is spliced from 7 exons. The record is from RefSeq and is a predicted model, not a curated record. Lineage: Eukaryota; Metazoa; Chordata; Actinopteri; Cypriniformes; Catostomidae. Gene Ontology annotation, molecular function: RNA binding. Bases 33 to 827 code for a protein of 264 amino acids.
CUGCUGCUUUCUCUGAACAGCAUCGUUCGGCAAUGGCGGACUACGAUCAAUACGAUGACCGGGAUCGGGCUUACGGGAGCUUUGGCGGUGGAAGGGGACCCAGAGGUGGUGGCGGCUCAAGCGGCCCCCGAAAGCAGAAGGAACUCCCCACAGAGCCGCCCUACACAGCUUAUGUUGGCAACCUGCCUUUCAACACGGUGCAAGGAGACAUAGACGCCAUUUUCAAAGACCUCAGCGUCAGGAGUGUGCGAUUAGUUAGAGACAAAGAGACAGACAAGUUCAAAGGUUUCUGUUAUGUAGAGUUUGACGAUUUGGAAUCUCUAAAAGAGGCUUUGACGUAUGAUGGUGCUCUUCUAGGGGAUCGAUCAUUGAGGGUGGAUAUCGCAGAAGGCCGAAAACAAGAACGUGGAGCCGGAGGCUUUGGCUUCCGGAAAGACGACAGAGGCCGUGGUGGCUCACGUGGGCCCAGAGGAGGGGGACGUGACCCCAGAGACGACUACGACAACUCUGGAGGUGGAGGAGGUGCGGAGAGUGAAUUGGGAUAUAGAGAAGAUGACUUCAUGGGUGGGAGGAGUCGAGGAGGCGGUCGCCCUGGUGACAGAAGGGGAGGUGGAGGUGGAGGCAUGGGGCGCUUCAGAGAUGGACCUCCUCGCGUAGGCCAGACAGACUUCAGAGAACCCUCAGAUGAGGAAAGAGCACAGAGGCCAAGGCUACAGUUGAAGCCCCGUACGGUGGCAGCUCCCCUUAACCAAGUGGCCAACCCCAACUCGGCCAUCUUUGGGGGUGCCAAACCUAGGGAGGAGGUAAUUCCCAAAGACAAACACUAAGAGACUGCAGCCUCCCUCUGCACUCCAAAAGGGAGCGAAAAAGAGGGGGAGGGUUGUACGGGGAGGGGGGAGGCCCCUGGAUAAAAAAGGAAAAAAAACGUAUCGAUGCCAAUAGGAAUGUGAUAAGGCCUCAGUCAUAAUUCCUACCUGUUUGAGAUGAACAGAGGAGCCCCUACUUCUGAAUUCAGAUUGCGCAACUAUAUAUUUAUUCAAUGGGAAAACAAAAUACACAAAAGGCCACGCCCACAUCGAUCAUCAUGACACCUGCGCACACCAACGAGCAGUUCAUGAAUGCAUGGCAAACUGUUUAACAAUGGUUUAAUGUCCACUUUUGCUUCCAUGUAAUUAGUCCCUGCUCUGUACUGUAGUUUUCAUCAGGGGAAUGUUCUUUGAAGAGUUUUUUGUUCUUCAAAGAGUUUUUUGUAGAUUAAACUAUACACAUUAAGCCCUUUCAUCAUGCGAUAAACAAUGUCUCCACAGUUGACAUUCGAUCGGCAUUCGCAUGAAGCAGUAUUAGAGGUUUAUUGGAUUGCUAAUACAACAUUUUAUUUUGUUCUCUGGAUUUUUGCUGAACUACACCUAGACGUAACUACAUUUAUUUCAAAGCAUCGCCCCUUUACAUUUUUCCACCAAUUUAAACACAAUAACAUUGGAAUGCACACUGGAUUAUACAUGUGGUGCUUGUUUUUUCGCCUGUCCUGAUGGUGUCUGUAAAUUGCCGUGUUUAAGCACAGUGUAGUCCAGUUGUACAGUCAGUGUUCAUAUUUUGAGCUGUGAAAAGGUCAUUUAACAAUGUUAAUUUCGGUAGAUCGACGGCAGUUCCACCUACUGCAGCGUUUGUGUUGAACUGAUUCUAAUAUUGCUUUGUCAUAAUGUUCAUGUGCAAAUGUCAACACUUUAGAAUGGACCCUGUGUAACCAUUUUGUUCUUUUUUUGUUUUGUUUCCGUUCUCUUAAGAAUUAAUAUGUAUCAGUGUGGCUGCAUUAUUCUGGAAGGCUAUACUGGAUUCUACCGGCUUUGAUCUCCAAAAAAAAAAAAUCUUUCAAAGACUUCAAGCAGGCAGGGGCACGAGGUGCUGGUCUCCUCCCGAAUCCUAAACGAACCCUCAUCCGAUUGGCUUAGAAAGCAUGUGGAGGUGGGGCCUCUAGAAAAGGGUGUGGGGCGUAGUCUUUACUCUGCCCUUGUCUGUCCUCACAAACUCCUCCCACACACCUGAAAGAGCCAAAACAUGGAGGACAGCAUCUCCAGGUUGAUUUCAUUGUGUUUAAGGACUUUAUGAUGUAUAUUCUCCCUUUCCAAAGUAUCUUUGUGUUUAAACCAGCCAUUUGGAAUUUGUAGACACGUAGGAGUAAAACCUGCUGUGUCCUUUUAUAUUUUGCUCUUUACAUUUCUUUACUGUGUUUGAAAAUUAAAAACUUGAGCUUGAUUCUUAAUUAAACGACUUCAAAGCGAAGAGAGCUUUUGAAUUUGUUUUUAAUUCUUUAUGAAAGAUUUUAGACUAAGUCAGGCCAAUCCAGGUGAGAAAUGCUUUCAGGAACAAUGUGCCACACCAUUCAUUUUGAAGAGCAACACGUAUGCAUGAUUGAUUUGGUUGGAGACACUUUGGGUCUACAGCAAAAUUCACAGCUUGAUGGCAAUGUAAUUCUUUCAAGAAAACAAAGGCAUUUUAAACUACAAUCCAUUUUUUAACACCAUCAGUUGUACUGCCUUUCCGUGUGAAGCUUAUUAAACAAAAAUGAACCGCUCGCAAAUUACCAAUUGAGGUGACAACAGGCACUGUAGUUUCAUCAUCUAAUGGAUCAAUUGUAGAAUCCUCAUGGGAAAUCCAUGAUGCAAUUUUUGUUUUCCAUUUUACUGCAUAAAAAUGAGGAAGUUCAACACUGCUUUUUUACUGUACUAUAGAGGUUGGCUGUUUUUAUUAUUUUCUUUUCAUUUUCCUACACUGUUUAUGGCAAUAAAUUGUAUCAUCUUACAGUGUUUGAAAUGGAUGUGUUGAGACAACAGGAUGAAUUUAUUCUCUGUCCUGUGAAACUAUAUGGUGAUUGCUGGAGACAUUUAAAGAAAAGGUUACUUUACCAAAA